Pneumocystis jirovecii RU7 is the source of this 2298-nucleotide messenger RNA. RefSeq lists its product as uncharacterized. Lineage: Eukaryota; Fungi; Ascomycota; Pneumocystomycetes; Pneumocystales; Pneumocystaceae. The record is from RefSeq and is a predicted model, not a curated record. The transcript is spliced from 7 exons. Bases 1 to 2298 code for a protein of 765 amino acids.
AUGAAUUUAAAAAAGCAGCAAAAAAAUGAGAACUUUUCUUCAGAAAAAACAGAGAUUCUAACAUUUUUUCAGCUAAUAUGUUUUUUAAUGAAUAGUUUUCAAGAGAGAAUAAGCAUUGAAAAGGAAUAUAUUAAACAAUUAAAAAAGCUUGGUAAAGAUUUAGAAAAAGAAAAAAAAGAAUUGGGAUAUUUUAAAGAUGCAGGUCUAUUAAUUGACUCUACAUUUGAAACAGCUUCAGCUCAUGAGAUGUUUGUUAAAAAAGUAAACCAUAUAAUUGAUAUGUUUUUAGAAAAACAAAAUGACAUUAUACUAUAUUUUGAUUCGAAAAAUAAAACAAAAACAUACUCAUUUGAGCGAAAAAGGAUUAACCAAGUAUCAGGAAAAAUAACUAAGAGGGGAAAAAAUUAUAGAAAUGUUUGGAGGAAAUUAAGGGAUAGAAAUAGAAGGCAAUUUAGUGGUUUAAAAACGCGUAUUAAAAAUAAUGACACAUUGGUGUUUGAGAAAUUGCAGUUUCUUGAAAAGUCAUUAUUAAGAAAAUUAGUAAUUGGGCUUGAGACUCCAAAUUUGGAAUGUGCACGAAGAAUUGUAAAAAAUGCGGAAAAAAAUUUAGAAUCUUUACAAACACCUUUGAAAAAAAUAAAUACAUAUGAUACAUUUGAUAAUAAAUCAAAAAAAGAUUUAGAAAACGAAACGGAAUCUUCUGAAUCUAGAAACAAUACUAUAAAAGCUUUAUGUUCUAAAUUGAAAUUUAAAACAAUAUCCGUUUUUAGAAAAAGAGGAUUAUCUCAAGUUGAUAUAUUUUCAAAGAAAUAUUCAUCUGAAAAAGUAUCUAGAAUUCAUGGAAAUUGUUUAAAUAAUAAUGGUUCAAAUAUAAAAAACGUUUUUGAAAUUCUUAAAAAAAAAGAUAUGAAUUAUAAUAAAAAAAAUCCAUUUAUGAUGAAAAAUAAUAUAACUGAAAGAGGGAUGUUAAAAACAAUAAAAAUUAAUAAUAUAUUGUGUUUUAAUAAGGACAAAUUUGACAAUAUAGGAUUUAAAAAAUAUAACUAUCAAAUUCCUACAAAGGAGAAUUUGGUAAUUGAAGUUUUAGAAAAAGCAAGCGAAAUAGAUGAUACAGAAAAAACACAUGUGAUAAAUUUCAUUCCACAAAAAAAAAACAAUACUGAAAUUCAAAAUGAAAAUACUUUAGAGGUUUGUGAUACUUAUAUUUCAGAAUCAAAUACUGUAACUCAAGUUUAUGAGAAACCCAUAAUACUUGGUAAAAAUUUUAAGUAUGAAGAAACACAUACUAUAUAUAAUGUUUCAAAUAAUUCUUUACAGCAAAAAGGGAGUUCCGUUUCCCCUAAUAUGCGUCAAACAUUAUCAGAAGUAUUUAAUAGUAAUGUUUAUCAGUCAAAUUUAUUCGAUUCUUUUAUGGAAAAUAAAUUCAGGCAUAUUAUACUGCCGCAGUCUAAUAUGUUAUUAUUAAAUUAUAAGCAUACAGAAUUAACAAAACAGGGUUUAAAUUGUUCUAUUAUAGAAGUAGUCAACGCAUGUAUUAAAAAUAAAGAGCAUUCUGAGCUUAUGAUUCAGGGUGAAGUCGCUUUUUCGUAUAUGCAGGAGAUGGCUUUGGAUAAUUUUCUUUCCAAAUUAGUUGUUCAAAUUAAUAGUUUUGGAAAUUUCUUAAAAAUAAUGUUUAACAAAAAUAUUUUAGAAAAUAUUUCUAACAAUCCCCCUCAAUAUUUUUUAGAUUUACGUUAUAUAUCGAAAAUGAUUCCUGUAUUGAGAUAUCAAGUCAUAAUUAACGCUAACAAGGAUAAGUUUCAACCAAUUUUAGUAACAUCUCGAUGGAAACAUAUGCAUGAAGAAUCUACCAUUAUUAUAACAUAUAGAAAGAACCCGUCGUUUCUUCAUUUAGAGUCUACACUUACUUUACAAGACUUAAGUUUUAUAGUAGGUCCUGAGAAUGUGUUGAUUAAAGCAUGUCAAAGUAAGCCUAAAGGAAAGUUUUAUAAAAAACAAAAUAAAUUAAUAUUUUCAUUGGGAAGUAAAGUACUGAAAGAUGAAAAAGAAGAAAAGCUUUAUGCAAAAUUUGAAACUAACGGAUUGUCUUCUUUUAAUUGUUCAAUAAAUGUAAUAUGGAAAAUAUCAUGUGAAACACGAAAUAAUAUCAAUGAUAAAGAUUUUCCUGUCGCAUUAAAUCAAUUUAUUUCUUUAGAUUCAUCUUUAAAUUCUCUUAAAGAUACUUCAUUAAAUCCUAUAAUAUCUUAUCCAAUAUAUAUAUCUCAGAUUAUUCAAAGUGGUGUUUAUACUAUAUUUUAA